Molecule: messenger RNA, 1491 nt
Organism: Callorhinchus milii (elephant shark)
Lineage: Eukaryota; Metazoa; Chordata; Chondrichthyes; Chimaeriformes; Callorhinchidae
Product: heme oxygenase 1
Biological process (GO): heme oxidation; response to oxidative stress; heme catabolic process
Molecular function (GO): heme binding; heme oxygenase (decyclizing) activity
Source: RefSeq, a predicted model, not a curated record
GUCUUCGAAGAACUACAGAGGUUGGGGAGCAAGCCCCAGGAUAAUGGUGCUGUAGUGAACAGCAGCACGGUGGGUGACCUGUCGGAGGCGCUGAAGAAGGCGACGCGAGUGUCACACGAGCGGGCGGAGAACACGGACUUCAUGAGCAACUUCCAGAAAGGCCAAGUGACACUGGAGCAGUUUAAGCUGCUGCUGGAGUCCCUGUACUGUAUCUACGUGGCGCUGGAGGAGGAGAUGGAGAGGAACAGAGAGCACUCGGCCCUCUCGGCCCUGUACUUCCCGGGGGAGUUACACCGAGUGUCGGCGCUGGAGGCCGACCUGCAAUACCUGCACGGUGAGGGCUGGCGCGAGGCCCUGCGCUGCCCACCGGCCACCAGCGAGUACGUCAGGCGCCUGCGCCAUGUGGGGAGUGAGCAGCCAGAGCUCCUGGGGGCCCACGCCUACACACGCUACAUGGGGGACCUGUCGGGGGGACAGGUGCUCAGGAAAUUGGCCCAGAAAGCCUUGGGCCUCCCCGCCUCAGGCCGGGGCACGGCCUUCUUUACCUUCCCCAACAUCAGCAGCUCCAACGGCUUCAAACAGCUUUACCGCUCGCGCCUCGACUCCCUGGAGCUCAGCCAACAAACACGGCUCCAAAUCCUGGACGAGGCCAAUCGGGCCUUUCAACUCAACGUGGAGGUGUUUGAGGAUCUGCAGCGACUGGGGCCGAGCGCACUGCGGAACGGGAGCUCAGUCCCUGAGGGGGGAGCGGAGAUUCGGCAACGGACGGUCAAAAGGCCCCUCGGAGACGAGAAAGUGAGAGAAAGUGAUCGGGCCGUGACCGGAACCCCGGCCUGGCCUGUGGGUGUCGUUGUGCUCUCCGUGGCUGUGCUAGUAGCUGCCUUCCUGUGGUUCUCUUUGUGAGGUGGUGGGGGAGCAGGAAAGGGAGAGUUAAUCCCCCCACUCGCCAGCCUCUCAGCGAUUAUAACAAGGAACAUUUUAUUCCUGAUUUUAUAUUGAUUGUGAGUAGAUUAACGGCCUUUUAACAUCAUCUGAGAACAGACAUUUAUGCAUUCCUCACCCCCUCCCCACUCUCUGCGAGCCCUGAAAUCUCGCCACAAGAUCCAUUUUCUUUUUGGGGUCUUAAAAUUCAUGAUUCUGGAGAAACUGUUUCCGUCCGGUUCCGAAUUCAGGAAACCUUCGAUUCGAGAUGGAUUCAGAAAAAUCUUGUCCUGAUUUGGAAGCUGAUUUCAAGACAGAGACUGACCUUGAGAAUGUUCCCCAAUUCUGUGCAAUCUGAAGCUCGAAGGCAAAUGGGCUCCAGCCUGAGACUAGAUGGACUUUCAGGCCCCGGGUGAGGCGGAACCUAACCUUGGGCCACGUUCCCUGUGGGGUCGUUGUCUGUGAGUCACUGCCACCCUCCUCUCCUCUCGGCCAAGUUUCACCCCUCCAUCCCUUCUCCAUCUCAAUGUGGAGUCCUGUAGCUCAGUGGUUAGAGCCCUUGCCUCGCAA